AUGAUCCAGUUUCAAGAUUCUGAUAGUGACUGCUCAUCUGACAUCUAUUCAUCAUGCUGGAUCAUAUUACCAGUUAUGCUUUCUGCUGUUACUGCGGAAAGAGAUCAAUUAAAAGAUGUUGAUGAGUUGGCAAAGCACAAGAAUGUUGAAGCAGGGGCAGGAACAGUCAGUGGAAUUCUUGUUCAGGUUGUGGAACACAAUUCCUGUUUUUAUUUAAAUUUUCAUGCAGAUACUCAUGAUGGUCUGUGUUUCUUUCUUGCUUUACAAGGACAGAAGCUUGAAUCAUCACUUGCUGAGAAGGAAAACUGUAUAAAGGAACUGGAGAGCAAUUUGUGUGAACAAAAAGAAGUCAGUAAUCGUCAGCAUAAUGAAAUAAGGUUGCUCACAGAGAGGCUAACCAAUGAAGCAAGAAGAAUAAAGUUAUUAGAAAGGGAGGGAGACCGGCUUCGCUCUGAGAUAUCCCUAUUAGAGUCCAAGGUUGGUUUGCAAGGAUAA
Messenger RNA from Ilex paraguariensis (yerba mate), 495 nucleotides. Lineage: Eukaryota; Viridiplantae; Streptophyta; Magnoliopsida; Aquifoliales; Aquifoliaceae. The record is from the annotation of a GenBank genome assembly.